Molecule: messenger RNA, 893 nt
Organism: Musa acuminata AAA Group (dessert banana)
Lineage: Eukaryota; Viridiplantae; Streptophyta; Magnoliopsida; Zingiberales; Musaceae
Product: ras-related protein RIC1-like
Exons: 8
Coding region: 16-774 (252 amino acids)
Biological process (GO): vesicle-mediated transport
Molecular function (GO): GTP binding; GTPase activity
Source: RefSeq, a predicted model, not a curated record
ACCGCUUGUUUGCCUAUGCUUCCUCCUUGGGAGGAGUGCGAGACGCCGGAAAGAACCCGAGAAAAGCUAGACGCCAUUUUACCUUUGCGCCUUCCCAUCCUGCUAUCUGAGCUCCAAUUCAUCGUCGAUCGCAGAACAAGUGUUGGCUUCUAUCCCCAAUCCAUCGAUAUGAACAACGAAUACGAUUACCUCUUCAAGCUCCUCUUGAUCGGGGAUUCCUCGGUCGGGAAGUCAUGUCUUCUCAUCAGAUUCGCGGAUGAUUCGUACGUUGAUAGCUACAUCAGCACCAUUGGUGUUGAUUUCAAAAUUCGUACUGUGGAACUGGAUGGAAAGACAAUUAAGCUGCAAAUUUGGGAUACAGCAGGACAGGAACGGUUCAGGACCAUAACCAGCAGUUAUUACCGUGGAGCACAUGGGAUCAUUAUUGUUUAUGACAUUACAGAGAUGGAAAGUUUCAACAAUAUCAAGCAGUGGCUAAGUGAGAUUGACAGAUAUGCUAGUGACAGUGUGUGCAAGCUUCUUGUUGGAAACAAAUGUGAUUUGGUUGAGGACAGAGUUGUGGAAACUGAAAAGGCAAAGGCAUUUGCUGAUUCACUUGGUAUUCCUUUCAUUGAGACGAGUGCAAAGGAUUCAAUCAACGUGGAGAAAGCUUUCUUAACCAUGUGCGCUGAAAUUAAGAAAAGAAUGGGAAACCAACACACUGCAGAUACCAAACCUACCACUGUUCAGAUGAAGGGUCAACCCAUUGAGCAGAAGAGCAGCUGUUGCAGUUAAAAUCCAGUUUUCGUGGCAUUUUUCAUUUGAUAUGGACAAUUAAUUCAGUAUACUUAAUCAGCACAUUAAAUGUUUGGAGAUUCUAAAUGAAUUGUAGCUUGUCUACACAUAAGACCUCA